AUGACCCUCACGAACAGCAUCAUCGCGCCACUGCCUGCUGGGAUGGCUCUGGAUGCUGCAAAGGUGGCAUUUGAAAACUUCGGUGAGGUUUCCCGUGUCCAGCGCCUGGAGAAGUUCGACACCUUUGUCCAGGUCGUCUUCUUCGAUGUUCGUUCGGCCGGCCGAGCGGUGAAGGCUUUUGGCGCGGCCGGCUGCAUCCCAGGCCCUCAGGUCGGCGAUCGCACGGUCAUGCUGGCAGGGGACGACCAGCUUUCAACCAAGGACUUCCAGAAGAUCUCGGAGGUUUGCAAGAGCAAGGAUGGCUCCUUCUUCUUGGAGUUCUACGAUGUGCGUGAUGCCAUGCGAUACCAAAAAGCCAAGAUCCAGCUGCCACCUGGUCUGCCAAACUCGGCAGCAAAGGAAUCACCGGAAGUUCCGGAGGUGUUGCCACCGCCCGGGCUGGCGCCGGUGGCCGCCGCGGCGCCAGCAGCGCGAGCGCCGGCCAGUGACUGGCAGGUGGUCAUCCGCAACCUACCGACGAAGAUCCUCACUAAGGUGAUGAUGGACGCAGUCUUUCAACAAGCUGGCUUUGAUGGAUACCUGAAAGAGUUCACCAUUCAAGCUGGCGCUGGGGAGGUUGUGGCCAAGUUUGCAGACCAAACGGCGGCGCAGGGGUGUGUCACGCAUUUCUCUGGGUGCCAGUGGGACAACAAGUCCGGUGCUGUGGUCACUGCAGAGCUUUUUCCUCCAAGGGAAGCGAAGCCAAGCAAGGCUACGAAGAAGAAGGCUCAUGCCUCAGCCUCCAACGAGAUGUCCGCGGAAGCCCCUGCCUUUCAACCGAGUUCCAUGGCUCCCUACGAAUUCUCUGCAGAGGCGCCUGUUUUCAUGCCGUUCAUGCCAAACUGGGGCUACAUGCCCAAGGUUGAAGAAGAGGUCACCGGAAACCCCCGCCCCCGGAACGCGACAAAGCUUGCCUUUGGCUCCGACACCAGCACAGAAGUGGGUGAUUCCGAGGACGACGACAAGACCAGUCCUGCCAGGGUGAAGCGCAUCCUGCCGCAACAGGCGAUGGGUGCUCGCUCUCGAUCCGGCUCGGCUUCAUCGUCGGCUUAA
This is a messenger RNA of Symbiodinium natans, 1092 nucleotides long. Lineage: Eukaryota; Dinophyceae; Suessiales; Symbiodiniaceae. The record is from the annotation of a GenBank genome assembly.